This is a messenger RNA of Drosophila willistoni, 5407 nucleotides long. RefSeq names its product roundabout homolog 1. The record is from RefSeq and is a predicted model, not a curated record. Gene Ontology annotation, molecular function: protein binding. NCBI's taxonomy places the organism in Eukaryota, Metazoa, Arthropoda, Insecta, Diptera, Drosophilidae. The transcript has 14 exons.
GCCGUCAGUUGAUUUUCGUUAGCCAAACGGUUCGCAUGGUUCUUUGGCAUUGAGUCCCGUCGUUCUGGUCGUCGUCAUCCGUCGGUCGAACGUGAGCAUCGUCGUCGUCGUCGUCUCGGUCGUGGAUUGUGGGUGUUUAGCUCAUCGUCGGUCUACGUCGUGGUCGUGGUAGUGCUUCUGUGUCUGGUUACCGGCGCCAUGGAUUAAUAUUUAUUAUAUGAUUAAAUUGAGAAUUUUAUGAAAUAUCAAAAUCGUUGUUUACACAAAAAUCUGUGAAAAUCAGAAACCCCGAAUGAAAAAAAAUGAGUGCAAGUCUAUUUUGAAAGAAGGUGUCUCGCUGGUGCCAAGAAAGAUUGCGGGCAAUUAAAUUAACAGAGAGUAAAAGCCUGAGGAUACAUAGAUACAAAGAAAACUUUUGACAAAAUGCAUUUAUGUGAAGUGCGUGCCACAAGGCAGCAGCAGCAGCAUCCACCUAAGCAUUUAUCUAACGCAUACAAGAUUAAAAAUACCAACAGCGAAAUCAAACGUCGACAACAUAGAAACAAUCAAAAUGUCGCCCCAACGUCGCCGUCGCCACUAAGGCAUCUAAAAAUAAUCAAACCAAAGAUGCUGCUGUCAUCCCAUUUUGGGAUGCAGUGGCUCUUGCUCCUGCUGUUCGUAUGCGACGGAGGAUUGGGAUUAAAUGGAUUAACACAAGUUUCAGCGCUCAAGGGUGAAAAUCCGCGCAUCAUUGAGCACCCUAUGGAUACGACGGUGCCAAAAAAUGAUCCAUUUACGUUUAAUUGCAAAGCCGAAGGCAAUCCAACACCAACCAUACAAUGGUAUAAAGAUGGACGAGAACUGAAAACGGAUGCGGGUUCACAUCGCAUAAUGCUGCCCGCGGGUGGUUUAUUCUUUCUGAAGGUCAUACAUUCACGUAGAGAAAGCGAUGCGGGCACAUAUUGGUGCCAGGCCAAAAAUGAGUUUGGUGUGGCACGUUCAAGGAAUGCAACACUUCAAGUGGCAUUUCUGCGCGACGAGUUUCGCUUGGAGCCGCAAAACACCCGAGUGGCCCAGGGCGAGGUGGCUUUGAUGGAGUGCGGUGCACCUCGCGGUUCACCUGAACCGCAAAUCUCAUGGCGCAAGAAUGGUCAAACAUUGAACCUGAGCGGUGGCAACAAACGUAUUCGCAUUGUCGAUGGCGGCAAUUUGGCCAUACAGGAUGCCCGUCAAUCGGAUGAUGGUCGUUAUCAGUGUGUGGUUAAGAAUGUUGUGGGUAUACGUGAAUCGGCGACUGCAUUCUUAAAGGUUCAUGUGCGUCCAUUCCUCAUACGUGGCCCACAGAAUCAAACGGCUGUGGUGGGCAGUUCCGUUGUAUUCCAGUGUCGUAUCGGAGGUGAUCCUUUGCCAGAUGUCUUGUGGCGUCGUGCCGCCUCCGGUGGCCAUAUGCCUUUGAGUCGUGUGCGCAUACUUGAGGACCGAAGUCUGAAACUGGACGACGUCACGCUGGAGGAUAUGGGCGAGUAUAGUUGUGAGGCGGACAAUGCGGUGGGCUCAAUUACGGCCACGAGCGUCCUCACCGUUCACGCACCACCCAAGUUUGUUAUACGCCCCAAAAAUCAACUUGUCGAGAUCGGUGAUGAAGUGCUCUUUGAAUGCCAGGCCAGCGGUCAUCCACGACCCACUCUCUACUGGUCGGUGGAGGGCAAUAGCUCUCUCCUCCUGCCCGGCUAUCGUGAUGGACGUCUAGAGGUCACUUUAACCCCCGAAGGACGCUCUGUAUUGUCCAUAACACGUUUCGCCCGCGAGGAUUCUGGCAAAGUGGUUGUAUGUAAUGCCCUCAAUGCGGUCGGCAGUGUCAGCAGUCGUACGGUGGUCAGUGUGGAUACACAGUUUGAGUUACCGCCACCGAUUAUUGAACAGGGUCCAGUGAAUCAAACCUUGCCCGUCAAGUCCAUAGUGGUUCUGCCGUGCCGCACUCUAGGCUCACCGGCACCUGAGAUCUCUUGGUAUUUGGAUGGCAUACCCAUUGAUGUGCAAGAGCAUGAACGUCGAAAUCUAACCGAUUCGGGCUCUCUGACCAUAUCCGAUUUGCAAAGACACGAAGAUGAAGGUCUGUACACUUGUGUGGCCAGCAAUCGUAAUGGCAAAUCGUCGUGGAGUGGUUACUUACGCCUGGAUACGCCAACAAAUCCCAAUAUUAAGUUUUAUCGAGCACCCGAACUGUCUACUUAUCCCGGACCACCGGGUAAGCCACAAUUGGUGGAGAAGGGUGAAGAUUCCCUAACAUUGAGCUGGACACGAAGCAACAAAGUGGGCGGCUCCAGCCUGGUGGGUUAUGUGAUUGAAAUGUUUGGAAAAAAUGAGACAGACGGUUGGAUGGCAGUGGCCACUAGAGUACAGAAUACAACCUAUACCCAAUUGGGUUUAGUGCCGGGUGUUAAUUACUUUUUCCUUAUACGAGCGGAAAACUCGCAUGGUCUCUCCCUGCCCAGUCCCAUGUCGGAGCCCAUAACAGUGGGAACGCGUUACUUCAACAGUGGCCUAGAUCUAAGUGAGGCUCGCGCUAGUCUCCUUUCCGGUGAUGUGGUUGAGCUUACCAAUGCCAGUGUUGUGGAUUCCACUAGCAUGAAACUCACAUGGCAGAUCAUCAAUGGCAAAUACGUCGAGGGCUUCUACAUCUAUGCACGUCAGCUACCAAAUCCAAUAGCAAAUAAUCCAGCUCCUGUAACGCCAAACACCAAUCCACUGAUGGACUCUGCAUCUGCAUCGGAAUCGGCCUCGGCUUCGGCAUCGGCAUUGAUUUCGACAAAACCAAAUAUUGCCGCUGCCGGAAAACGUGAUGAGACGCCACAGCAGUCACCGCCAUCGACUUUCAGUACCAAAUACCGUAUGCUGACGAUACUCAAUGGCGGUGGGGCUUCAUCCUGUACGUUAACCGGCCUCUUACAGUAUACGUUAUAUGAAUUCUUCAUUGUGCCAUUUUACAAAUCCGUUGAGGGCAAACCUUCAAAUUCACGCGUGGCGCGUACCCUCGAAGAUGUGCCCAACGAGGCGCCAUUUGGCAUGGAGGCAGUUUUACUCAAUUCCUCGGCUGUGUUCUUGAAAUGGAAGGCACCCGAAAUGAAGGCUCAACAUGGCAUUUUGCUCAACUAUCAUGUGAUUGUCCGUGGCAUUGAUACGGCGCAUAAUUUCUCAAGAAUUUUGACAAAUGUCACCAUUGAUGCUGCCUCACCCACUCUGGUCCUGGCUAAUCUCACUGAGGGUGUCAUGUACACUGUGGGCGUGGCUGCUGGUAAUAAUGCAGGCGUUGGUCCCUAUUGUACACCAGCCACAUUACGUUUGGAUCCCAUUACAAAGCGUCUGGAUCCGUUUAUCAAUCAACGCUAUCCCAUCAAUCAGGAUCAUGUAAACGAUGUGCUGACACAGCCGUGGUUCAUUAUACUCCUGGGCGCCAUAUUGGCCAUCCUGAUGUUGUCCUUCGGUGCGAUGGUCUUUGUGAAGCGCAAGCAUAUGAUGAUGAAGCAGUCGGCAUUGAAUACCAUGCGUGGCAAUCAUCCAAGCGACGUGCUCAAAAUGCCGAGUCUAUCGACGCGCAAUGGAAAUGGCUACUGGUUGGAUGCCUCGACAGGCGGCAUGGUUUGGCGUCCCUCGCCCAGCGGCGACUCACUCGAGAUGCAAAAGGAUCACAUUGCCGACUAUGCCCCAGUCUGUGGCGCAAGCGGCGGCGGCGGUGGCAGUGGCAGCAGCGGCACCAGCGGCGCCAGCAGCGGCAACAGCAGCAGCGGUAUUGGCGGACCCGGCUGCAUUGAUGACAUUCAUGGACAUGGCAAUGAACGCAAUCAGCAGCGGUAUGUGGGCGAAUACUCAAAUAUACCCACCGACUAUGCCGAGGUGUCCAGUUUCGGCAAGGCACCAAGUGAAUAUGGAAGGGGGUCACCGGCUCCCUAUGCCACUUCGGCCAUACUCAAUCCUAACCAACAGCAACAGCAGCAGCAGCAGCCACAACCACGUUAUCAACAACGGCCAGGUGCAGUCGGUUAUGGCCUUCAACGACCCAUGCAUCCCCAUUACCAGCAACAGCAGCAACAACACCAGCAACAGCAAGAGCAGCAACAGCUUCAUCCGGGAGUCUCACACUCGAACAAUAUCUAUCAGCAAAUGUCCACGACAAGCGAGAUAUAUCCCAGCAAUAACCCCACGGCCAGAUCAGUGUAUUCGGAGCAGAAUUAUUAUUAUCCCAAGGACAAGCAUAUGCAUAUGCAUAUAACGGAAAAUAAACUGAGCAAUUGUCAUACCUAUGAGGCGGCACCAGGACCAGUUGUUGUCGUUGGCCAGACCAAACCAUCUUCCGCUUCAUCAUCGCAGUUUUCUAGUGUUCGUCGUCAUCCGCAGAUGGCGCCCAACUGCAGCAUUGGACGGGAUAGUGCUCGCUUUAAGGUCAUUAACUCGCAAAAUGUUGGCGAUUCUAAGCUGCAGCAGAAUCUACUCGAUCUAGAUGGCUCUUCAUUCUGUUACAAUGGCCUAGCCGAUUCCGGUUGCGGUGGUUCACCAUCGCCCAUGGCCAUGCUAAUGUCCCAUGAGGAUGAACAGGCCCUCUAUCAUACUGCCGAUGGUGAUCUUGAUGAUAUGGAGAGACUCUAUGUAAAGGUCGAUGAUCAGCAGCAGCAGCAACAACCCCCGCAACAGCAACACCAGCAGCAGCAGCAGCAGCAACAGCAACAAGUAUCGCAGCAACAACAGCAAUUGCUGCCACUGGUGCCCCAGCAUACAGGUGAACAUGUAAUGCCAACAAAUCAUCCGCAUCAUCCGCAUCACCAUCAUCAGCAAUCAUGGCGUGGUCAGAGUCUGCGUAGCAAUCGUAGUAAAGCCGCCGGUUGCCCGGAUCCAAAGGAGAAUAACGAACUGAUCUAUGCACCUGGCAGUGUGGCCAGCGAAAGAAGUUUGCUCAGCAAUACAGGCAGUGGCAGCAGCAGUAAUCAGCCACACAAUGUCUGACCCAUGGCCGGCAGCAGCAAUUCAUCACUAAUCCCAUCCCAAACUCAAACCCAAAACCAAACUCAAUCGCAAUCCCAAGAACAAUUGUACGCCAGGGAGGUAAGGGAGUUGCUCGCUUGGUGCGAACGUUUCAAUAAUGGUGGAGUCGAGAAUUUCGAGUAAGAACGAAAUGAUAAAGUGACUAAAGGAUUGCAGGAAUAAUCACUGUGAGCCUGCACAUGUGAUAGAAACGAUAUGGAAAAUGAAUAAAAUAUAAUUGGAAAGCAUUUACUUUACUACUUCAAGGCUACUUCGCGUCGACUAGCUUUUAAUCAAGUUAAAUUUUCUUUGAUUAUUCCUUGCAAUGAUUUAUUUACGCCUUGUCACAUUAUCUGAGACAUCUCGAUUAAAAAAUAUUGUAAAAGCCAAUGCCAAUUUCGUCACUUUAAUU